AUGUCUAAACGAUCGGUAACAGAAGUUGUUUCUACCGCAGAUGGCCAGGCGUUUCUGAAAGUAUCAGGCGCUGGUGCUAGACGUGAGGCUUCAACGGAAGACGAAAUGGGAGAAUUUGAAGACGCUUGGGAGGACGAGAUUGAAGAGGACGAGGACGUCGUAGAUGCAGAAGCAGACUCACAGGAAGAUGGCAUGGAUGUAGACGAAUUGAUGCCUGCAAUCGAAGAGUCGGAACAGCCAUCCGCAACUCCUGACGUCUUCAUUCCUGGCACCCAUACUCUAGGAGAGGAUGAGAUACUCGAACCCGAUGAAUCGGUAUAUCUCAUGCGACAUUCAACUGGCGUAGACUGGCCUUGUCUCUCGUUUGAUAUACUACGCGAUAAUCUGGGGGAAGAACGCCAACGUUUUCCGCAUACUGUAUGGAUCGUAACCGGAACACAAGCUGAUCUCGCUAAAAACAAUGAGAUCGUGGUCUACAAAAUGAGUUCUUUACACAAAACACAAAAAAAUGGCGACGAUUCUGAUUCGGAUGACGACGAAGAAGACGAUGCCUUGGACGAAGACCCAAUCAUUGAACAUCGUUCAGUGCCUCAUCUUGGCGGCGUCAAUCGUAUUCGUGCGCAACCCUUACCUGCAUCGGAACCUUUACCUCCGCCCACUCAACCCUAUCAUGUUGCCAGCUGGGCAGAAACUGGAAAGAUCCACAUAUGGGAUAUCCGCCCCCUGAUAGAAUCACUGGAGACUCCUGGCUACUCUUUUGAUAAAUUACGCAGUAGCAAACCUGUCUUCACAAUCGAUGCGCAUGGACGGGCAGAGGGCUUUGCGAUGGACUGGGCAGCAUCGAGCGCAUCUUCAAUUCGCCUUUUGACAGGUGAUAUCAACUCUCAAAUAUUCCUUACAACAUCCACCGUUUCUGGAUUUAGCGUGCUCCCUCAACCGUUCACUUCUCACACCUCGAGUGUAGAAGAUAUACAAUGGAGCCCUGCCGAACCUACAGUUUUUGCCUCGUGUUCAGCUGAUAGAACGGUUCAAAUUUGGGACGUGCGGAGCAAAGGCAGGAAAAGUGUUGCUGGGAUUGAUCCCGCUCACGAAAGCGAUGUGAAUGUUAUCAGCUGGAACAAGGGCACCUCGUACUUGCUCGUGAGUGGCGGUGAUGAAGGUUCUAUCAAAGUUUGGGAUUUGCGUAACGUACAAAAGAAAGGAACCUCUACACCGACUCCGACCCCGAUCGCCUCCUUCGAUUGGCAUAAGGGACCUAUAACCUCCUUGGAAUGGCACCCUAGUGACCUAUCCACUUUUGCGGCUUCAAGCGCAGACGGUAUAGUCUCUUUGUGGGAUCUUGCAGUCGAACAUGACGACGACGAGAUGAACGAAACUUUGGACACGAAAGAUAUACCCCCUCAAAUGCUAUUCAACCAUCAUCAAAAGGACGUCAAAGAAAUCCAUUGGCAUCCACAAAUACCUGGCGCAGUUGUAAGCACAGGAGCAGAAGGAUUCGAUGUGUUCAGUACUAUCGCUACAUGA
Messenger RNA from Lentinula edodes (shiitake mushroom), 1524 nucleotides. Its product is annotated as glutamate-rich WD repeat-containing protein. The coding region runs from base 1 to 1524 and encodes 507 amino acids. Gene Ontology annotation, molecular function: protein binding. Lineage: Eukaryota; Fungi; Basidiomycota; Agaricomycetes; Agaricales; Omphalotaceae. The transcript is spliced from 4 exons. The record is from RefSeq and is a predicted model, not a curated record.